CGCCACUUGGAGAACACCCAAUUAUUCCCGACCAAGCACCUCACAAGGAAGACGUCAACGUUUUUGAACGGACUUCCCAAUUGACCACCCCCGCCCUCCGACCUGAGUCCUACUCUUCUCCUCUUCCGUAUUCACCUAAUUCCGUCGAGACGACACGAUGCUUCGACAAUCUCUGGCUCGUUCGGCUUGGCGGACUGGCCGACAAGCCGCCAGAUCCUCCAGAGCUUUUUCUGCGACGCCCCAACGGCCGGCAGAGGUGGAGCUUACAAUUGAUGGAAAGAAGGUGUCUAUCGAAGCCGGCUCAGCUUUAAUUCAAGCCUGUGAAAAGGCCGGCAGUACCGUCCCUAGAUAUUGUUAUCAUGAGAAGUUGAUGAUAGCCGGAAACUGCCGUAUGUGUCUAGUCGAAGUCGAACGAGCGCCGAAACCCGUUGCCUCUUGCGCAUGGCCAGUACAACCAGGCAUGGUGGUGAAGACAAAUUCGCCACUUACACACAAAGCCCGAGAGGGAGUGAUGGAAUUCCUCCUAGCGAACCACCCGCUGGAUUGCCCUAUCUGUGAUCAGGGUGGCGAAUGUGAUCUUCAAGAUCAAUCCAUGCGAUACGGUGCCGAUAGGGGCAGGUUUCACGAGAUCGGCGGCAAGCGAGCGGUGGAGGAUAAAAAUAUUGGACCCUUAAUCAAGACGUCGAUGAACCGAUGUAUCCACUGCACAAGAUGUAUUCGAUUCGCAAACGAUAUAGCCGGUGCCCCUGAGAUGGGUUCGUUCGGACGAGGAAACGAUAUCCAGAUUGGUACAUACUUAGAAAAGAACCUAGACUCCGAGAUGUCGGGUAAUGUCAUCGACCUUUGCCCCGUCGGAGCCCUCACAUCAAAGCCCUACGCCUUCCGAGCUCGUCCUUGGGAACUGAAGAAGACCGAAUCAAUUGAUGUGCUCGAUGGUCUAGGCUCUGCUAUCCGUGUCGACUCGCGUGGCCUGGAAGUUAUGCGAGUUAUUCCCCGGUUAAACGACGACGUUAACGAAGAAUGGAUCAAUGACAAGACUCGAUUCGCUUGCGAUGGCUUAAAAACUCAGCGAUUGACUAUGCCGCUAGUACGACGAGAAGGCAAAUUCGAGCCAGCACCGUGGGAGCAGGCGUUGACAGAAAUUGCUGCCGCCUACCAACAGCUCAUGCCUGCAGGCAAUGAGUUCAAGGCCAUCGCUGGUGAAUUAACCGAGGUUGAGUCUCUAGUUGCUAUGAAGGACCUAGCCAAUAAGCUCGGAUCUGAUAACUUGGCCAUCGACACACCCUUGGGAAGCCAGCCUCUUGCCCACGGUAUUGAUGUCCGAUCAAACUAUCUCUUCAAUUCUAAGAUUCUUGCUGUUGAAGACGUUGACGCCUUGUUACUCGUCGGCACCAACCCAAGACAUGAGGCCGCUGGUCUAAACGCUCGUAUCCGAAAACAAUGGCUAAGAUCAGACCUAGAGAUCGGCGUUGUAGGCGAAUCAUUCGAAUCAACAUUCGAGUUUGAACACCUCGGCACAGACCUCGCGGCGUUGAAGAAGGCUCUUUCUGGUUCUUUCGGCAAGAAGCUUCAGUCAGCCAAGAAGCCAAUGAUCGUCGUUGGCUCUGGUGUAACAGAUCACCCCGACGCCAAGGCUUUCUACGAGCUUAUCGGUUCCUUCGUAGAGAAGAAUGCUGCGAACUUCUUGACUGAAGAGCACAACGGAUUCAACAUUCUACAAAGAGCCGCUUCAAGAGCAGGUGCUUUCGAGGUCGGGUUUACAACGCCUUCUCCCGAAGUCGCUCAGACCAAGCCCAAGUUCAUCUGGCUGCUUGGCGCCGAUGAAUUUGCCGAUGCUGAUAUCCCCAAGGACGCUUUCGUCGUCUACCAGGGCCACCACGGUGACAGAGGUGCCCAGAUCGCCGACAUCGUUCUACCUGGUGCUGCUUACACGGAGAAGGCCGGUACAUAUGUCAACACAGAGGGUCGCGCUCAAAUGACGCGUGCCGCUACAUCGUUACCUGGUGCCGCCCGAACAGAUUGGAAGAUCAUUCGAGCAGUCAGCGAGUUCCUCGGAGCACCUCUACCGUAUGACGAUGUUGCCCAGUUAAGAGAGAGGAUGGUCGAGAUCAGCCCUGCGCUAGCUUCGUACGACAUCGUCGAGCCCACUUCGAUGAAGUCGUUGAGCAAGGUGCAACUAGUAGACCAGAAUAAGGGCGCCAAGACCACGAACGAGCCGUUGAAGAAGGUUAUCGAAGAUUUCUAUUUCACAGACGUCAUCUCCAGAAGUUCACCGACGAUGGCAAGGUGUUCAGUCGCAAAGGCGACGGGCAACCCGGAUAACAACUUAAUGGCCCCCGGCAUAACCGAAGACAAGCCGAUGGGCCAAGUGGCAUACGGCUCGUAAGGGUAAUGCUGUGUGUGUGAGGCGUAACGAAAUAGAUGAAACGCGGAGCUUCGAAUGGGCGGGGGUCUCGAGUCAAGACACUGCUAACACGGCCGGGAGGGAAUAUAUUUCUCGAGAGGCCUGGGUUGAAUGUUUUUUCCUUUGUUGCUGGGCGCAGACAUGAAUAUGGCAUCGUUAGUGUACAUAUAGCACUUGGUUCAACGGAGUAGAGUAGAGAAGAAAGAAAGAAAGAAAGAAGUACAUAAAGCGCCCAGAAUUCCAAGAAUCGUGAUAUCUUCGUCUGUUUUUUUUCGAGUGCGAAUCUUGAUCUAGAGCCGUU
Annulohypoxylon truncatum is the source of this 2705-nucleotide messenger RNA. RefSeq names its product NADH-ubiquinone oxidoreductase 78 kDa subunit mitochondrial precursor. The record is from RefSeq and is a predicted model, not a curated record. The transcript has 6 exons. Gene Ontology annotation, cellular component: membrane. Gene Ontology annotation, molecular function: NADH dehydrogenase (ubiquinone) activity; iron-sulfur cluster binding. NCBI's taxonomy places the organism in Eukaryota, Fungi, Ascomycota, Sordariomycetes, Xylariales, Hypoxylaceae. Gene Ontology annotation, biological process: ATP synthesis coupled electron transport. The coding region runs from base 158 to 2386 and encodes 742 amino acids.